CCUGGAGAUUGUUGUUUGACCUAUGUGUAUAAAUAUGACCCUUCUUCCUGACGUUGUACCACACUUGAUCUGUGUCUGCUUGAUCAUUCUACAGAGAUCUCCUUCUGCUGCUGCCACACAUCACAGCGGUUGAGGUAAACCUGCAGUUUUCAUCCUUGAACACCAUGAGGAGAGUUGCUCUGUUUCUGCUACUGGCGGGACUGCUGGCCAGUGGACAAGGCUGGCUUAACAACUAUGAUGAGCCUUUAAGUUAUCAUUGCCGUCCAGGCCAGUCUAUAUCAUCCAUAAAGAGCAUGCACCACAAUUAUUAUGAGGAUCGUCAGUGGGAUUUGGGCUGUAAAGACUCAUCCAUCAGCACAGAAUGUUUCUUAUCACAUUACGUCAAUAACUUUGACCAAGAAUUCACAUUCCAGUGUCCAACAAACUACGUGAUUGCUGGAAUGCACAGCUUCCACCACAACUACUAUGAGGACAGACGGUGGCAGUUUUACUGCUGUAAAAGUAAGUGUGAGGUCAGCUCAAACUGUCAGUGGACUUCAUACGUGAACGAUUUUGAUGAGACCUUCCACUGGUAUGUUCCUUACCAUCAAGUUCUGGUGGGCGCUGGAAGCUACCAUCAUAAUUAUUAUGUGAAGAUCGGCGAUGGAGGUACAAGUACUGUGUGCAAAAAUCAUGUUGACAAGACUCGGUAUACUCUCAUAGUUGAGUGAACCUUGAUAUUAAAAAGGUGAAAAAAGGA
This is a messenger RNA of Megalobrama amblycephala (Wuchang bream), 739 nucleotides long. RefSeq names its product hemagglutinin/amebocyte aggregation factor-like. The coding region runs from base 165 to 710 and encodes 181 amino acids. Lineage: Eukaryota; Metazoa; Chordata; Actinopteri; Cypriniformes; Xenocyprididae. The record is from RefSeq and is a predicted model, not a curated record. The transcript is spliced from 6 exons.